AUGGAGGAAAUUCAGAGGAGAGGCGAGAAAAUGAGGAAGAAUAGGAAGAAGCUGGUUGUGAAAUCGUGUGGGAAGAUUUCGAGUUCGCCUAAAUUGGAUUUGACACAAACGCCAAGGAGAAUGGUGAAUUUGAAGAAAGGUUGGGGAAUUUUGGGGAUUUUUGGACAAAAUUUGGACCGCCCGGGCCGAAUUCGGCCCGGGCCGGCCCAUUUUUCAAGGCUUUUUGGGCUUUUGAAAACCCAUCAGACUAGAAAAGCUGAAAAUUCUGGAAUUUUUUAUUUAAAAAAUUGUAAUAUUACAGAUUUUAGUCUAGAAAAUGUGGAAACUUUCAGCGAAAAUCCACGUGGCAAAAUUUGAAAUUCAAAAAAAUUUUGAGAGCGAAAAUCCACGUGGCAAAAUUUGAAAUUCAAAAAAAUUUUGAAAGAAACGUGAAAUUCCAGCCAAAAAAUCUGAAAUUUCAGCUCUAGAAGAAGCUGAGAACGUGAAAAACGUGAAAUUCCAGCCAAAAAUCUGAAAUUUCAGCUCUAGAAGAAGCUGAGAACGUGAAAAACGUGAAAUUCCAGCCAAAAAAUCGGAAAUUUUUGAUUUUUGACUGAAAAAUCAAGAUUUUCAGCUUCCUCCAGAAAUUUUCGAAAUUAAAUUUUCAAAAAAAAAAUAAUUCAAAAAAAAAUUUCGCAUUUUGAAUUUUUUGUUGUCAUUUUUAAAUUUUGAAUUUUUGAGAAAAUGUGAGUUUUCUACAGUAAUUCUACAGUAAUCCUAGGCGUAUUUGAAAAAUUUUUUAAUGAAAUUUUGAAUUCGGCUCUUUCAGGCCACUAUUUUGAUCUCUAAACAUUUCCCCAAAAAUCUUGAAAAAUGGGCGGAGCUUGGCAGCAAUCCUGGCACAAUUUUUGAAAAAAAACUGUGCCGGAAUUUUUAUUCUAGGCAUUUUUUUGGUCUGGAUAAUCAUGUUUCCAUUUUAGACCAAUUCCAAUUUUUUGGGCCGAUUUUUAGGCCUUUUUUGGGCCCAGUCCAAUUUUGCAAGCCUGAUUCUAGGGCUUUUUGGGCUUCUUAUCGAUUUUUGACUGAAAAAUCUGAAAUUUUUAGCAGAAUUAGCUUUGAAAAAAAAAUUUCGAAAUUAACUUUUCAAAAAAAAAAAAAAAAAAAAAAAUUGAAAUCGGUGAAAAACUUCAAGCUCAAAUUUAAUGCUGAAAAAGCUGAAAAUCACACAUUUUUUCAAUUUCAGCACGAAAUUUCAGCCCGGAAAAUUUUUGUUAUGGAAAAAAUCCACUUUUUCAGCUAGAACUUGAAGCUCAAAAUUUUUGAACUUUUUUUUCAGAAAUUUCUCUUUUCAGACUGGAAUUUAAAUAAAAUUAGCUUUGAAAUAAAUAAAAAAAUUCGAAAUUUCAAAAUUUUCAAAAAAAAACCUAUUUUUUCUCUGCAAAAUUUCGCGUUUGAAAUUUUGAGAAAAUAUAAGAGCUACAGUAAUCCUAGGCAUAUUUACUACCAAAAAAAUCCCCAAAAUUUUUCCAGUUCCAAUCCAAGUUCCGCUAAAACGAAAACCCACUCCACCUCCAAUUUUAAUCGAACGAAAAAGUCCGGGAGAAGUUUUUGCUCAACUCACGCCAAAACGUCAAAAAUCCUCGCUGGAAUUGGUCGAAUCUCAAAAAUCUGAAGAUGUUUUCAAAGAUUUUCCGGAUUUUUCUGAUUCUUCUUCUGAUAUAUCAAAUGUUUUUGAUGAAUUAUCACCGCGGAAGAUGAAUUUGAAUGCGGAAGGAGACGCGGAAGAGUUUCCGCUUGAGUUUAUCACUGGAUCACAGUAUUUGAAGGAGGUUAGUGCAUUUUUUGCUGAAAUUUCAGAUUUUUCGCUGAAAAUUUCAGAUUUUUUGCUAGAAUUUCACGUUUUUCACGUUCUCAGCUUCUUCUAGAGCUGAAAUUUCAGAUUUUUUGACUGAAAAUUUGAGAUUUUCUAGAAGAAAAUUUGAGUUUCUAGCUCAUAUGUUCCAGCUAAUCUUUCUUUUUUGACUGAAAAUUUUGGGAUUUUCCUGAAAUUUUGAAUUUCAAAUUUUUCCACGUGGAUUUUCGCUCUCGAAAUUUUUAAUUUCAAAUUUUUCCACGUGGAUUUUCUCUCUCAAAAUUUUCGAAUUUCAAAUUUUGCCACGUGGAUUUUCGCUCUCAAAAUGUCGAAUUUCAAAUUUUGCCACGUGGAUUUUCGCUCUCAAAAUGUCGAAUUUCAAAUUUUGCCACGUGGAUUUUCGCUCUCAAAAUUUUUGAAUUUCAAAUUUUGCCACGUGGAUUUUCGCUCUCAAAAUUUCGAAUUUCAAAUUUUGCCACGUGGAUUUUCGCUCUCAAAAUUUUCGAAUUUCAAAUUUUGCCACGUGGAUUUUCGCUCUAAAAAUUUUCAGAAUUUUCAGCCUCCUCCACCACCAAAAAAACACGUGGAAAUCGAAGAAAGUCAAGAUUUCCCACUGGAUUUUGGAUUUUUGCCAGGAUCACAGUAUUUCAAAAAACCUUUUGCCGUUCCAAAAAUGCCCAAAAAAUUGGAGAAAAUUCGAGACAUCGAGUUCGAUUUGGCUGAAAUUGAGGAGAGUUGUUGUGAUUUUCCGGUGCUUCCAACUAUGAUUCGAGAGUAUGAGAUUGAUGAGGAGACGCAGAGCAUGUUUUGUGGGUUUUUUUUGAAUUUUUGCCGAAAUUUCUGAUUUUUUGAGACCAAAUAAGCCUAGGGUUACUGUAGAUUUUAACGUGAAAAUUUCCCGCGAAAAAUAGGUUUCGAAAAUUUUUUUAAUAAAAAUUAAAAAUUGCUCAUUUGCCACGUCAUAACUCAUUUUUAACCGGCAAAUUCAAAAUUUUCAAUUUUCAGAUGAAAAUUCUGAUUUUUUGAGACCAAAUGAGCCCAGGGUUACUGUAGAUUUUCCCGGGAAAAAUAAGUUUCGAAAAUUUUUUAAAUAAAAAUUAAAAUUUUUCCGGAAUUGAAAAAUCUCGAAAAAUUGCUCAUUUGCCACGUCAUAACUCAAUUUUAAAGCGGCAAAUUCAAAAUUUUCAAUUUUCAGAUGAAAAUUCUGAUUUUUUGAGACCAAAUAAGCCUAGGGUUACUGUAGAUUUUAACGUGAAAAUUUCCCCGAAAAAAUAGGUUUCAAAAAUUUUUUAAAUAAAAAUUAAAUUUGAUGCUUGCAUUGAGUCUUUCUUAAAUGAAGGUAUUAUUUCUAAAAAAAAUUUAUUGAAUUUUUCUAGUUGAAAAAUCUCGAAAAAUUGCUCAUUUGCCACGUCAUAAAUCAUUUUUAAGCGCCAAAUUCAAAAUUUCCAAAUUUCAGAUGAAAAUUCUGAUUUUUUGAGACCAAAUAAGCCUAGGGUUACUGUAGAUUUUUCCCGCGAAAAAUAUGUUUCAAAAUUUUUUUUUUCUUGCAGAUCAAAAUGGGUAUUAUGAUAGUUUAAAUGUCAGUGUUUCCGGACAAAAAAUCGAUAUUCAAGAGGAUUCCAGGAAAGAUCAUGAAGAAGAAACUCCAGAUGAAAUGACACAGGUGAAAAUUUGACUGAAAACGCUGGAAACGCUGAAAAUCACACAUUUUUUCAAUUUCAGCACGAAAUUUCAGUCCGGAAAAUUUUUGUGAUCUAAAAAAUCCAAUUCUCAGCUGGAACUUGAAGCUGAAAAUUUCAGGCUGAAAUUUCGAGCUGAAAAAGCUGAAAACGCUUUUGAAGCUUGAAUUUUAUUUUAAAAUCUCCAAUUUUUCCAGAAAUACACCUCAAUGGCCACCGAAAAACUAGAAAAAAGCUCAAAAAAUGCAAAAUUGGAUAAAUGUCUAAUAAAACGCAAACAUUUGACUGGAAUUGCUGGUUGGUUAAUUUUUCCAGAAUUUUUUUUCAUUUUUUCAGAAAAAUCCCACAUUUUCAGCCAAAUUCGCCUCUUUAAUGACGACGAAAAACAGCGAAAAACGAAUUUUGAUAAGUGAUAUGAUUCUGGGAUCGAAAAAGAAGAUUGAGAUGGAAAUGUUGGAAGUUGAGAAGGGGUUUUGGUGAGUUUGCUGAAAUUUCUGAUUUUUUGAGACCAAAUAAGCCUGGGGUUACUGUAGAGCCAAAAUUUAAAAAAAGUUGAUUUUCUGGAGUCAGAAUUUGAAAUUUUCAAAUUUCCUGUUGAAAACUGAUUUUUUGAGACCAAAUAAGCCUAGGGUUACUGUGGAUUUUUAGGCUGAAAAUUUCCCGGGAAAAAAUAGGUUUCGAAAAUUUUUGAUAAAUUUAAAAGCGAAUUUCGAAAAUUUGAAAAUUUGCUCAUUUGCCACGUCAUAACUCAUUUUUAGGCGCCAAAUUGAAAUUUUUUAAAUUUUCAGAUGAAAUUUCUGAUUUUUUGAGACCAAAUAAGCCUGGGGUUACUGUGGAUUUUUAGGCUGAAAAUUCCCGGGAAAAAUAGGUUUCAAAAAUUUUGUAUAUAAAAUUUUUUGAAAAAUUGAACUCGAUUGAACAAUUAUUAUGUUCAGAAUCAAAAAAAUUUGAGUUUUUUUUCGAAAAAAAAAAUUUUUUUCUGCGAUUUUUCUGGAACAUCUGGAAACAUCUGGAAGCUUCCAAAAAAAAACCAAAAAACGUAUACAUUUUUGUUAUUUGAUAGAAUUGUUUCUUCAAAUCUAAUUUUUUUUUUUGGGCGAGUCCAAAAAAUUUUUUUGUCUUCUGAACACACAAAAAUUGUCUCGAACGCGCUUUUUUUGUCGCCUCGUUAUCAAAAGAAAAAAAAAUCUGCAAAGUUUACAAUUUUUUUCAUUUUAUCAAAAAAAAAUGAAAAAUGUUGCGUUUUUAUUUUGUUUGUUUUUUUCUAUUUUCGAGAAAUUUUGUUUUUGGAGCCAAAAAUAUGAAUUUUAGAUCGUUUUUUAGCGCUGAAAAUGAUGGGAUUGCUCAUUUUAAGCAUUUUUGUCAAUUUCAGCGUGAAAAUUUGAUCUAGAAAUAUUUAUUUUUGAGUCAGAAGGUCACUGGAUCGAAUCCCCAUACCUCCUAACCCUAUUUUUUCGUUUCCAGAAAUUUUAGAUCAAUUUUUCACGCUGAAAAUGAUGGGAUUGCUCAUUUUAAGUAUUUCCAGCUUUUUUGGCGUGAAAAUUUGAUUUAGAAAAUUGAUUUUUGAGUCAGAAGGUCCUGGAUCGAAUCCCAAUACCUCCUAACCCUAUUUGUUCGUUUCCAGAAAUUUUAGAUCGUUUUUUCAGCGCUGAAAAUGAUAGGAUUGCUCAUUUUAAGCGUUUCCAGCUUUUUUGACGUGAAAAUGUGAGUCAGAAGGUCCCUGGAUCGAAUCCCCAUACCUCCUAACCAUUUUUUAGCGCUAAAAAUCAUGGGAUUGCUCAUUUUAAGCGUUUUCACCUAGAAAUUCUCAAAAUAUACAAAAAAAUCGUAAUUUUCGAGUAAUAAAGUUCCUAGAAUUUUUUUUCAUUGUUGUUUUUGGGAAAAAUGUGGAAAUGUAAAUAAUACGCGAAAUUAGUCAUGAUUUUUCUCCUCCUUUUCUUUUUCUUUCUUUUUUUUUCCCAAAGAACACUAGAAAUUUUGGAAGAAGUCUCGAAUUUCAUUUUUAUUCCACCCUGGCUACUAGCCCUUUUACGAUUUUCUCUUGUUUUUGGCCGAUUUUUUGAGACCAAAUAAGCCUGGGGUUACUGUAGAUUUUUAGGCCGGAAAAUAUCCCGGAAAAAAUAGGUUUCAAUAUUUUUUGAUAUAAAUUUAUUGAAAAUUGGAAUUUGAUUAGUAGUUUAUUGGUGUAGAUAGCCAAAAUUGAAAAAAUGUCGAUUUUCAGGCGCUAAACUUUGAAAUUUUCGAAUUUCCACUGAUUUUUGAGACCAAAUAGGCCCAGGGUUACUGUGGAUUUUUAGGCCGAAAAUAUCCCGGAAAAAAUAGGUUUCAAUAUUUUUUGAUAUAAAAUUUUUGACAAUAUUGGAAUUUGAUUGAUGUAUUUAUUUAGCCAAAAUUAAGAAAAACGAGUAAUUUUCAGGCGAUAAACUUCUGAAAAUUUCAUAAUUUCCUGUUAAAGCUUCACACAGGGCCGGCCUGAAAAAGCCCGGGCCCGGCCCUUUAAAAACGACAUGCUUGAUAUCAAAUUUCAUUCACUGAACAAAUAUAGUAUAUUUUUUUUGCAGAAGCCAAAAAUGUUCCAAAAUAAAUAUUGUGUGCGUUGUAUAAACAACUAAUUUAAUUAAUUAAUUAAUUUUUUUUUUCACUCUGAAAAUGAUGAGAUUGCUCAUUUUAAGCAUUUCUAUCGUUUUCAGCAUCAAAUUCUAGCUGAAAAUCGAUAAAACCAAGAAUUUUAUCGAUUUUCAGCUGGAAUUUUGGAAUUUCAGCAAAGAUGCGAAAGCUAUGCCCAAAUUUUGAAUUAAAAAUCGAAAAAAAAUUAGUUUCCACCCUGUAUAAUCUGAAAUUCUAGCUGAAAAUCAAGGAAAAUCUGGAAUUUUAUCGAUUUUCAGCUGGAAUUUUGGAAUUCCAGCAGAGAUGCGAAAGCUAUGCCCAAAUUUUGAAUUAAAAAUGAAAAAAAAAUUAGUUUCCACCCUGUAUAAUCUGAAAUUCUAGCUGAAAAUCAAGGAAAAUCUGGAAUUUUAUCGAUUUUCAGCUGGAAUUUUGGAAUUUCAGCAGAGAUGCGGAAGUUAUGCCCAAAUUUUGAAUUAAAAAUGAAACAAAAAGUUAGUUUCCACCCUGUAUAAUCCGGAAUUCUAGCUGAAAAUCAAGGAAAAUCUGGAAUUUUAUCGAUUUUCAGCUGGAAUUUUGGAGUUUCAGCAAAGAUGCCGAAGCUAUGCCGAAAUUUUGAAUAAAAAAUAAUUUAAAAAAAAAAAUUUUCCACCCUGUAUAAAAAAAAAUUUUUUUUUUUUUUGAAAAUUCCCACGAAAAACUAUGUGUUUUUCUGUUCUCAAUAAUAAAAAACAGUUUAUUGUGGUCACUUUUUUUUUUUUUUUUUUUUUUUUUUUGGGAGAAGAAGUAUACAAUAGGCUAUUUAUUCGUCAUUCCUCCUUUUUUUCUCUUAUUUUUUCUUUUUUUUGCAUAUUUUUUUAUUUUUGUUGACUUUUUGCUGGUGGUUUUCUUUAUCAAGAAAUCGAGGAUUGUUUUCUUUUUUUCUGGUGAUAAAAAUUUUUUUCAAAAAAAAUUUUUUCUCGAUUUUUGAUGAAAAUAUUGUUAUAUGAGUCAGCGUUUUUAUUUCGAAUUUAUUUUUUUUUUUGAAAAAAAUUGAGUUAAGAAGCUUCCGGUUUUUGGGGAUUUUUGGAGCCCGAAACGUCCGGUUUGGGCCGAUUUUCGGGCCUGGAAAAUCUAGGCUUCUAGGCUUCUGAGUCCAGUUCUAGGCUUCUAGGCUUCUGAGCUCAGUUCUAGGCUUCCAAGCUUCUGAACCCUGUUCUAGGCUUCUAGGCUUCUGAGCCUAGUUCUAGGCUUCUAAGCUUCCAAGCCCAGUUCUAGGCUUCUAGGCUUCUGAGCCCAGUUCUAGGCUUCUAGGCGCCUUCGGGGCCUUCAUAGUUUUCCCGGUUCCAUUUCGGCCCGAUCUCAGGCCUACACAUAAGCCCAAAAGCCCAGGCCGGCCUUUGAAUUCAGCCUAGUUCAAGUUGGGCCUAAUUUCUUGGAAAAUUUUGAAUCAGACCCAAAAAAACUGGGAUUUUCUAGGCUUCUAAGCGCCUUCGGGGCCUUUAUUUCCCGGCCCCCUUUAGGCCCGAUCUCAGGCCCAGGCCCAAAAAAAGCCCAGUCCAAUCUCUAUCAUUCCAGCGCUCUCGGAAUCUCCACAUUCAAAAUCAAAACUCCCCCGGAGCACCGCAACUCGUUGCUCCUCUUCCGCACCAAAACUCCCACCAUCACCCGUCUCUCGUCGUCUGCGUCUCCACUCUCUACCACACUCUCUCUCCGAAUUCCCGCCCAAUAUUUGCGCAACCAAAAAAACUCCGCCCAUUUUUCGAUUGAAUUUUCGGCGCGAGACGAAAAAGAGGAGGAACAAAAUAUUGUGAAAAUCAUUUUAUCGCCACCCGUCAUUGUCUGA
Molecule: messenger RNA, 7939 nt
Organism: Caenorhabditis angaria
Lineage: Eukaryota; Metazoa; Nematoda; Chromadorea; Rhabditida; Rhabditidae
Source: the annotation of a GenBank genome assembly